AUGGACUUCGACUUCAGCGAAGAGUUCGGCCCGGCUUCGGAAACGCCGCUGCAGAAACUACGCCAGCAGUGGAGCAACCGGAGGCCAUCUCGGCUUCAUGGGAGCCCAGCGUCACCCAGGCCGCAAGAGUUGUUUCCAUCACCAAGACAGGGCCAGUCCAGCAGUCCAUCUCCAGGCUCCCCUUCGAGCGCGCUGGCGACGCCCAAUGAGGACGCCUUUGUGUCGACAAAGGCCAGCCUGCGGCGUCGCGAGUACGAGAAGUUGGAGAUGUGGAUCUCAUCGGGUGGAGCAGUGGAAGACUUUGCGCCUUGGUUUCGCGAGAUGCUCGCGGACCAGGACGACGACUGUCUGGUCAGCGCCCUUCGCGCAGUGGCGGCGCACUACCGCCGAGCGGCGCAACAGCAAGCGCUAGGUGAGGAAGACUCCGGCGUUCCGGUGCCGCUUUGUUGGUUGGCACCUUUGGCAGAGCGGCUGAUGAGCUGCGCGUCUGGAUUGGUGGCCCAUGAGGCCUCAGAGUUGGUUGCUGCCUGUCUGGCUUGCACGGAGAGGUCAUCUGCACCUCACCAGGCGACGUUUUUUCAGCGUUUCGCCACAUUGUCACGUGGAAAAGUUCACCUGCUGGCAGCCUGUCAGGCUGUGCUUCAGCCGGAGGAUUGGCAAGAAAUGCUGCGCCUCGUCCGCCAAAGCGCCCGGGAGGAGCUACCAAAAGACACCUGGCGAAGGCUACCAGAGGAGUUGAAGAACUUGGCGAAGGAGCUAGAACCUACUGCCGCAAGUCCGUUGCCUGUGAGGCCCACCGAGGACUCCGCGGGCGCAGAGGCCUGGAGCGACACGCCCAAGACCUGGCGUCAGCGGGUGCGGUGCUUGGAACAUCUGGCGGAACGAGGUGAUGUGCGGAAUCUUUGGCCACAGCUGGUCCUGCAGGUGGAAGACGAUCAUCCCGCCGUUUCUGCGGCAGCCUUGCACUGCUUGGCAUGCCGAGCGCCGCAGAUGACGCCUCCCGCGGAGCAUUUGCUGUGUCGUCUGGCCCAAGCACUACGGCAGCGCUUGCGGGAGCCCCGCUGCCACAUGCGAAGAGCUGCCUUGGAGUUUUUGCGCAGCAUGCAGGGCGCAGCUCAGUGUCUUCUGCUCGCGCAGACCUUUGGCGUUUCCAAGGAGCGUGCUCGGAAAGCGGCGCUUGGGAUGAAAAGGGAUGACGUCAGUGACGAUCCCCUAGAGACUUUGAUGAUUGAAGCCUUCGGUGCCACAAAGUGCCAAGGUGCUCCGGGCACCCCGAGCCCGGAUCGGACUCGCCGCUUUUGGUCUGCGUCCCCGCAGAAGGCCACCCCACCAAGCACAGCGGCCACCACCCCCGGCACCACCGGGCGGAUGAAGCUAACGAACCUCACGCCAGAGACGGAGGAGACGCCAUCGCCUAAGGCCUUGGAACCAGAGCUACGAGGCUGCCCUGAAGUUUUGUUUGCUGCAAGGAAGAUCAAUGAGUUUUUGUCUCCCAGUGCCAGGCAGUGGAGCGCUGCCAUCAGAGUCGACCUUGCUGAGCUUUGA
This is a messenger RNA of Cladocopium goreaui, 1545 nucleotides long. The record is from the annotation of a GenBank genome assembly. NCBI's taxonomy places the organism in Eukaryota, Dinophyceae, Suessiales, Symbiodiniaceae.